Molecule: messenger RNA, 592 nt
Organism: Suillus subalutaceus
Lineage: Eukaryota; Fungi; Basidiomycota; Agaricomycetes; Boletales; Suillaceae
Product: chaperonin Cpn60/TCP-1 family
Exons: 5
Coding region: 44-592 (182 amino acids)
Biological process (GO): protein folding
Cellular component (GO): chaperonin-containing T-complex
Molecular function (GO): ATP binding; ATP-dependent protein folding chaperone; ATP hydrolysis activity
Source: RefSeq, a predicted model, not a curated record
UGCUCGCUCAUUGUCCAGGGCGAUCCACAAUCAUUAUUCAACCAUGCAGGCAGGACAUACACCAGUGUUCGUCAUGAACACUGCACCAGAGAGGCAUCACUGCCGCAAAGGCAAGUAUCAUUGUCAACAUACUAUCGCUGAUGUUAUUCGAACAUGUCUUGGCCCAAAAGCCAUGCUCAAGAUGAUCCUCGAUCCAAUGGGUGGCAUACUGCUAACAAAUGAUGAGAGCGCGAUUCUCCGUGAAAUUGACGUUGCACACCCUGCAGCAAAGAACAUGAUCGAACUCAGUCGUACUCAAGAUGAAGAAGGUGGUGAUGGUGCGACCAGCGUCAUCAUCCUUGCGGGAGAAAUUCUCGCUCAAUCCCUCUCGCAGCUUGAACGCGAUAUCCACCCUGUUGUUAUCAUUUCCGCUUACAACAAAGCCCUCAAAGAAGCUCUCGCGAUCGUAAAUCGCAUCUCUAUCCCCAUCGACACGUCGUCGGGUGAAGAAAUGCUCUCCCUCAUUAAAACUUCCAUCGGCACCAAAUUCGUGGCACGCUGGAGCGAUUUAAUGUGCCAUUUGGCCCUUCAAGCCGUGCAAUACAGUAAGUAA